Alosa alosa (allis shad) is the source of this 8114-nucleotide messenger RNA. It is a transcript of the gene mtss2b, whose product is annotated as MTSS I-BAR domain containing 2b. The transcript has 16 exons. Gene Ontology annotation, biological process: cell projection assembly; plasma membrane organization. Bases 505 to 2796 code for a protein of 763 amino acids. Gene Ontology annotation, cellular component: actin cytoskeleton; cytoplasmic side of plasma membrane. Gene Ontology annotation, molecular function: phospholipid binding; actin binding. NCBI's taxonomy places the organism in Eukaryota, Metazoa, Chordata, Actinopteri, Clupeiformes, Clupeidae. The record is from RefSeq and is a predicted model, not a curated record.
CCUAAGCCCAGUGCAUCUGCUCUAGUCACGGGCAGCUUCACACUCGCCGGCUACUCUCUGUCUGACGGCUCCGCAUUUCGAUACAUCGCUCUAGCAUUAUUCUUGCCUCUUCACCAGCCCAACUCAAUUUCGCGACGCUGUCUAAACAUGAGCAUGCCCAUUGCAGUGCCAUCUGCGUUUUUUGCCUCCUGUCGCGGGGAGUAGACCCGGAGCUGGGGAGAGGGAGAAAAACCUCUCUCUUCUCUCACCAUCACUUGCCCAAUCUCAUACGGGCAGUGGUUGCGAACCGACAGUGAAGGACAGAGUUAAUUAAAGCGUAUUUAUUUAACCUUUCUCUUUGAAACAAAUACGUGCAUCCUGCCUCACACUCCGGGGAUUGGUUGGGUCCAGAGGAAAGGAAGGGAAACGUUAAGUUUUUUGUUAUUGCUGUCGUGGAAAUUAUUCGGAAGGUCUCCGUUUUCUCCUCGAAAUUGCUCUAGCUAAUAAAUUCACGAACCCUGGAUUAUGGAUGUGGAGUCGGUGGAGAAGGAGUGCGGGGCGCUUGGUGGGCUUUUCCAAGCAAUUGUCAAUGACAUGAAGUGCUCAUACCCUGUGUGGGAGGACUUCAGUGCCAAGGCCACCAAGCUGCACUCCCAGCUCCGGACCACAGUACUGGCUGCGGUGGCCUUCCUGGAUGCCUUUCAGAAGGUGGCAGACAUGGCAACCAACACCAGAGGAGCCACCAGGGACAUCGGAUCGGCGCUCACCCGCAUGUGCAUGAGGCAUCGCAGCAUCGAGGCCAAACUGCGCCACUUCACCAAUGCUCUGAUGGAGAGUCUGAUCACACCGCUUCAGGACCGCAUAGAGGACUGGAAGAAGACAGCCAACCAGCUGGACAAGGACCACGCCAAAGAGUAUAAGCGGUCUCGUCACGAGAUAAAGAAGAAGUCCUCUGACACCAUGAAGCUGCAGAAGAAAAGUGCGCAAGGCCCCAAAGAACUGCAGGGCCGCGGGGACCUGCAGCCCCAGCUGGACAGUGCCAUGCAGGACGUGAACGACAUGUACCUGCUGAUGGAGGAGACGGAGAAGCAGGCGGUGCGGCGCGCCCUGGUGGAGGAGAGGGGCCGCUUCUGCACCUUCAUCGGCUUCCUGCAGCCUGUGGUGAAUGGAGAGAUUGCCAUGCUGGGAGAGAUCACUCACCUCCAGGCCAUUAUUGAUGACCUCACUGUGCUGACCACUGACCCCCACAAACUGCCUCCUGCCAGCGAGCAGGUAAUCAAGGAUCUGAAGGGCUCAGACUACAGCUGGACUUACCAGACCCCUCCCUCAUCCCCCAGCAGCUCUGGCUCCAGAAAGAGCAGCAUGUGCAGCAGCGUGAACAGCGCCCACAGUAGCGCCUCUCGCUCGUCCGGAGGCUCGCAGACUCACUCACCCAGUUCAUCCUGUCGCUACCGCAGCCUGGCGCAGCCACCACCAGGGGGAGCCCACCGCCUCAGCAGCGUCUCCUCACAUGACUCUGGGUUCAUCUCGCAGGACGCCAACGUCUACUCCAAGCCUCCCUCGCCCAUGCCCUCGGACAUAACUAGCCAAAAAUCUUCAAGUUCGGCAUCCUCAGAGGCAUCAGAGACCUGCCAGUCAGUGAGUGAGUGCAGCUCACCUACAACGGACUGGUCCAAGCAAGGGGCCUGUGAGCAGCCUCUAGCCACCACGCUUCAGAGGAGGAAGGAGCCCGUGGACCGGCCCAGGGAGGCGGAGGUGGCUGCCGGCCCACAGGGCUACGCCGGCAUGCACCCAGAGGACCCGCAGCGGCACAGGAUGCACCCGGCCUCCAUCGCUGCCAAGCAUGGGGAUGAAGUGUCCCCCGCAGCGAGUGACCUGGCCAUGGUCCUGACGCGUGGCCUGAGCAUGGAGGGCCAGAAGAGCAGCCGCGACUCCCUGCAGUACUCCAGCGGCUACAGCACCCAGACCACCACCCCCUCCUGCUCCGAGGACACCAUCCCCUCACAAGGGUCCGAUUACGACUGCUACUCUGUGAACGGCGACACCGAGGCAGAUGGCCAGGCUGACUUUGACAAGUCCUCCACCAUCCCGCGCCACAGCAACAUCGCCCAGAACUACCGGCGCAUGAUCCAGACCAAGCGACCCGCCAGCACGGCCGGCCUGCCCAGCGGGGCGGGCGCCCAGGGGGGGCCGUCAGGGGGAGGUGGAGGGGGCGGCGUGGGCACCCCGGGCACUGCCACCAUCCGCCGCACGCCCUCCACCAAGCCUGGCGUGCGCCGCACCCUGUCCAGCGCUGGGCCCAUCCCCAUCCGGCCACCGAUCGUGCCCGUGAAGACGCCCACUGUGCCGGACUCGCCAGGCAGUGGGGUCGGGGGCGGCGGCGGCGGCUACCCAGGCCCGCCGGUGCGCGUGGGCAGCGAGGAGUGUGUGUUCUUCGCGGCGGACGACGCCACGGCCGGCGCGCUGGAGUACGUCAAGGCCUCGCCCAAGCGCCUGAGUCUGCCCAACACGGCCUGGGCCAGCGGCGGCGUGGAGAUGAGCGUGUACGGCCACGCCGGCCACCACGAGGAGGACCAGCUGCUCGCCGCCAACCGCCACAGCCUGGUGGAGAAGAUCGGCGAGCUGGUGGCCAGCGCCCAUGCCCUGGGCGAGGGCCAGUUCCCCUUCCCCUCGCUGCCCGACGACCCGCCGCCCGGCCCCACCGGCCAGCACCAGUCCAGGUCACGCGACGGCGAGGACAUGCUGGUGACCAUCCGGCGCGGCGUCCGGCUCCGCAAGACCGUCUCAAACGACAGGUCAGCGCCCAGGAUUUUGUGAUGGUCUACACCUAAAGGGGCGGGAAGAAGGGGAAAGCCACCAACUACAUGGACUCCCCCGCCAACCCCAAUACCCUCUGACUGUGUAGAGAAUGACAUACGAAAAGAGGCUUAAAAAUAAUAAUAAUAAAAAAAGAGUCGUUAGAGUAAAUAAAUAAUAACAAAAAAAAACGUAAUGAUAAUUAAUGAAGUAAAUAAUGCCGUAUUGAGAGGUUGAUGCCUCCGUAACUUUAGCGUGUCUGGACGCAUGUUUGUCUUAUUAACACCAUCACCACUAGGGGGAGACUCGUACUGGAGCUGGACGCUGGGACUGUUGAGAGACCGAGGAACCUGCUCUUCCUGCCAAAUUAACCACCCUUACACACACAGACACACACACACACACAAACAGAAACACAAACCUACAUACACACACACUCUGCCAAUGCCAAUACCCCCAGUGCCACCCCCUCACCCUCUAUGUAGAGACAUGGAGGGCUACUGCAGGGUGUUGAGAGCCAGUAGAUGGAGGUUGCUUUCGGGGCUUGCUUGUGAAACCUCGUCUCACCUGCUCCCAGGUCCCACCCUCCCUCCUAUCAAAGUCCACCUCUGAGGCUCUGCGUCACCCCACUGGCACACACCGUGGUAACUUAGCCCUUAGCUGUUGUCUGUGAUUGGUUUGAGUGUCUGUCAGUCUUGGCUGGAGGGGUGCAGGGGGCUCUGCUGCAGGUCAGCUGGUGGCUUUGUAGGGGGGGGCGGGUUGGUGGGAGGGGUCUUUUGGGGGAGAGUGGGUGCUGGAACAGAGGGACAGCUUUCCUUUACUGAUGUUUGUCAUCCUCUGUAGUCUCUGUUGCGUAACCUCUUUAUGUUCCCACUUUAAAGGUUUUAGUGAGUUUAUACCAGGCGUAUAUUUUGUAGAACCAGAGUGAAAAUGCCAAUAUGAAAUGGAGCAAUAAAUGGGUCCUUUGCUUUUUGUCCAGUGGGCAGGUGGACAUUUAAGAUCAGUGUGUAUCUUAGCCAUAGAUCUUUCUUUAGUUCUGUGUUUCAGGCAGUCUUCAGGCUCACAUAAAAGAGUGUGGACUUUAUCCACCCCCUGACUAAUAUAUUACUGAGAAAAAAAGAAAAAAUAAACUUUAGCACUUUGAAGGUGAAUUCAUUGUGGCCACUAGGUGUCACUGUGGUCCCAUUGUGUGAGUUGCAUUAGGGAGGGGAAGGCAGCAGAGCGCCCUGUACUGGGGAUUAGAAUGUAAGGAAGGGAAGAAGGAAGGAUGGAAAGAAAGGAAGAACAAAGACAGGACGAGGAAGUGAAACAGAAGAAAAGUUAUACAAGAUGGAAGGGGGUUACGUAGGCAUAUUUUUGUAUCCUGAAGAAAUUAGUUUUACUUAAUCGGGUAUGUAUUCAUUACCUGUUGAAAGCCUCAAACAAAGAAACCCCAGGUAGUGUUGAAGGCUCAUGAAGGACGUGGGGAUGAGACAGGUAGUCAUGCAGAAGACCAGAGGUGUAACUCUGUGACCCAGAGAAAUGAUCACUUCAAGGUGACAGCAGAGCGAGAGAAAAAGGAGAAAGAUGAAAGGAUGAGAAAGUGAUGUGAAUGGAAUAGAGUAGCCAUCCAUGUUUUUAUUAAAGCAUUCCACUGCCCUUGGAAGGUGAAGUGAAUUUAAGAAGCAAUCACUCCGCAAUAUAGCCUACAUAUUAUGCCUAAACAAGUCCCUAAUGUGAAAACAAACAGUACAGGAUAAAAUGGUGUGUUGUUGCUUUCAUGAGAGAAAAGGACUAGCUGUUUGAUUUGAAUCUUGGACAGAGAAAAAAAACAACGACUUUGGCUUUUGAUGUAGGGCAGGACUAAAAAACUUAGUUCUGUCAGUUUUUAGGUGUCCAACCAACUUUCUGUAUGCACUCUCCUCCCGAAAGCACCCUGCGCACACUGUUGAAACCCCCAGUCACCACUACAGUUCUGCAUAUGAAUUGACACCUAAUACUAAGUUGAUUUCUUCUGUUGUCAUUUUAUUGCUCUCAAUUUUUUAAUAAUUUAUUUUACAUAAAUAGAGCACUCUGUUUUAGGAAUGCCUGUAGCUUAUUAAAGAAAAGUAAGUAAAACAAUUAAAAAGAAAGAAAAUACAGAAAAGGAGGACAUGCUUCUCAAAUGGAAGAGAGUAAAAAAUGUGUGCAAGAGCAUUCUCCCUGUCACUGUAGUUAGUGAGUGCUGAUUGGAGGGGAUUUGGGAGACGGAAGACAGAUGGAGGGAUGGAGGAAUGACAGGCGAUGGGGAGUGGGAGGGACCAGCAGAUCACCAGUGUUGGCCCCAGUGACCCUGCCCAGCCGCAAGUUGCUGGAUCACCAGAGAGUCCCAGAGAACUUUCCGGAAAGCACAGGUCAUGACUCUGUAUAUAUAUACAUAUAUACAUACAUAUACUGUUUAAGAAGGUGAACACUAAUUGUACUAGUUGCAUUGCUAAAACAAAACAGAAACAUAUGUUUCACACAAAUAUUGUCUAGCAGUACUGAGGAAAAAGGCAAACGUCAAGUGUACAGGAUAUGAGAGCAAUAUGGCAAUGUUUUUAGUUGAAUUUACAAGAAAAGAAUACAUAUCCAACAGUAAAAUAUCCAGUACUUGUAUACUGUUUCUUAGUGUGCUGCGUAUCAAGUUAUAAUCUCAAUUUCUUUUUUAUUCUUGAAUUGUUGAAACAGUUUGUGUCCAUUAAAGAUGCUCCAUAAAGUCAUUAAGAUACAAAGAGAGAGAAAGGCAAGAACGAGCGAGACAUUACCUGCCGACUAACAGAUAUGAUUUGCCCAAGACUAGCUGCUAAAGCUACUUAAUUAUGAUAAUUAAGAUUGCCAGUGAUAGACUGUAAAGACAGGAACUUGACAGAGAGAAAGAACUGGCAGCAGCUCCAAGAUGACAGGAACUAGUGUAUGCCAGCUCUCUCUCCUAUGAUUUUCCUCUUGCUUGUUUGCUUUUCAAUGACCAGAACAAAUUCUUAUGGUCACCACUGUGCCAAGUCUCCAAACGCCAAUGCAAACACACACACAUAGGCUCCCUUAUCUAUAGAUUGACUCACUUUCCCUUCUUACUCUCUCUCUCUCUCUCUCUCUCUCUCUCUCUCUCUCUCUCUCUCUCUCUCUCUAUUUCACCACGGUUCGCCAUUCAGCCACAUUGCGUGUUCUCACACGUUCCUAUUCAGUUUCCUCUUCAUCCUCCAUUUUCUACCCCUCUUGUCAAGCGCCAAAGUCCAGAACUGCUUCAAUACCUGAACAACCACACACCCAACUCAGAGAGGGGUUUCACCUUGACAGUCUGCCAAGGGUGAAAAGCCACUUCUAGCAUAGCUGACUGGCAUGUCAAGGCUGACAACAACUCUGGCUAACAAUCUCACACUAUGGACGUGUUAAUCCUCCUCGAGCAGAAAUUGUAGUUACUUAUCCAUGAGGUAUAUGGUGUGACUUCUUUGAGGGAGGCUGAGCUCUCUGCGUGAAGGGAAGCCACAGGUCGCGCAGCGUCACUUUAGCUUCAGCACCGGGGCAGCAACAGGAGGGCCACGGCAGAAGCCAAUGCGCCAGGGAGACAGCUGCUCCCCUGCCGAGUCGGAGGCGCUCGAUACUGCUGACAAUACAGCCCCCCUCUUCGCUUCCACAGCAUGGCCUCCAGCACACUCACUGAAACCUUGCCUUUUGGUCGAUUUGACAAAAGGUGUCUUUAUUUCUCUGCCUCUCUCUCUCUCUCACUCACUUACUCUCUCUGUCUUCUGUGAUCUUGAAUUUGAAAGCGCUAACAUUUUCUUCUGCCUUUGGAAUUGAACCUUUGCCAUGUUCUACUGUGUCUCCAACUAAGCAAGAGUUCUGUAUAUAAAAGUCCAUUCGGUCUAAGACAACUCAUCUUAACUCACUGGUGUUCCACUAUGUUUAAUUACUGUCAUUUGUCUCAUGUAGUGCUGACAACAGAGCUCUGUUUGCUAUUCCUGUACGUGUGAAUUUGUCUGAAUGGUAGGAGGCUGCUGCUUAAGAUACAUAUUCCACAAUCUCCAAGGAAGCCUUUCUGAUUCAGUCUUACUGUAACUCACUUCAGCCUGGGUACCACAGAUCACAUACGCUAUUAUUUAGACUGAACAAAAGAAGAUGAAGCCUAAUUUUAUUCAACAUGUUGAAGGUUGUUGACCACUGGCCCUAAAUCACUGAGUGGCCCCCCUCCCAUUCUGCCCCUUAAGACACCUCUACGAUGUGAUGGUCAAGCCCAUUUUGGUUGUGGAGAUGGAGGCAGAGAAAGUUGUGCUUCACAGCCUCAGUGCCCUUCCCAUGUUCGGAGUCCCUGAAGGUCUCCAUUAGCCUUACUGUGCCCUGGGUUGUGUCUGGCCAUUACCACAGCUCACAAUGCAAUGCCUUGAAAUUGCAGACAUGUGUGUGCAUAUAGCACCGCACAUAACCACAUCUACUGUGAUCCUCGGAAACAUGUACUCUUGGUAUACUUGGCAUGCACCUUCAUUUCCUCCAGGAAAGUGGAGAAAUAUUUUUGUGUCAACACACCCACAAAGGAAGCUCAGGUGUGGGCUGAGCUGACACGUAUUGGCCUUGCAAAUAUUACACUUUAUAUUUUUUGUUUGCCUGCAGAUCCAGUCCUGGCAAAAACCCUUUGCAUCCCUGCUUCCAUAAUCAAACCACUAUUCUCCUUUUUCACCUCCACGGCCCAAACUUACGGGCUGUUUCUCUGUUCUUCGAUAGUAAAGGCCAUUAAACUAAUGUACAUCGUAACACAAGGCUGCGUCAGGCCAUGUCAUCCAUUGCCCAUGCUCUCCUUCCCAACCUCUUUACCCUGUCCUCCCUCUGGCCAAGUAGUUGAGCCAGGGGCGACUGCCGCAAAAUAGUUAUCAUGGUAUCUAAAGAGAAUGUCUUUAUCAGUUUGGUCUAUCUCUGACUUCUACCAUGUCAAUACAACACAGGCUGAUUAACUAAGUUAUGUAUCCCGUGCAAACUCAAAAACAAUGCAUCUCUAAACUUGACUUUGCCAGCAUUGUCACAGCACUCUUAAUUCUCCUUAUCGUGAAGAGAUAUGAUGUGUGCGUUUGUUUUGUUUUUUUUAAUGUUAUUUUUUGUACAAAUCCCCUCCCUCGAAUGGAGUCAAGUAACGCUACAGGUGCUGUUGUCUCUGUCUAUCUUCUUUCUCUCUUCUACUUUCUCUUUAAUUUAUUGUGUUCUUAUUUUCAAAGGCAAAGUUGCCUCUGUUGCUGAUGACAAAUUUUCCUUUUUGUAAUAUUUAUCCUUUUAAUUUUGUUAACUUUAGUCACUGCUAAUGUAACAAAACGCACUGUGAUGAUUCCAGUAUUAAUAAAAGUUGUACUUAAACUGUG